Molecule: messenger RNA, 1260 nt
Organism: Hyla sarda
Lineage: Eukaryota; Metazoa; Chordata; Amphibia; Anura; Hylidae
Exons: 8
Coding region: 125-1111 (328 amino acids)
Biological process (GO): immune response
Cellular component (GO): lysosome
Molecular function (GO): cysteine-type endopeptidase activity
Source: RefSeq, a predicted model, not a curated record
AUUCCUGCAAGUAACUACUUGAUAUUACUACUAUACCACAAAAUUCCUAUAGAAGUCUGAAGAGAAGGAAUGUUGGACACUUCAUUCAUUCAUUCUAAAUGUAAAUCCGUUGCAUUAGUACAGAAUGUAUUUGAAUAGAAGUCUGUGUGUUUUCGCCACUUUGCUCAUCUGUACAUGGGCUUCUUCCUUCUUCGAUCUGGAAUGGAGUACAUGGAAGUCAAAAUACGAUAAAAAAUAUCCAACUACUAAGGAAGAGCAGUUGCGGAGAAAAAUUUGGGAAGACACUUGGCACAAAGUGGAGGAACAUAAUAGACGUGCGGACCGUGGCCUUUCCAAAUACUGGAUGGCAAUGAAUCAAUUUGCAGACAUAACACCUGAAGAAGUCAAAAGAAGGAGCUGCCUAAAAACAAAUGGGGCUGAAGCCUCGGCUCCCAGUUUAAGCUAUGGACUAAGAGAUGGGCUACCUGACCAUGUUGACUGGAGGGAGUCCAAGUGUGUGACAGAAGCAAAGAAUCAAGGGAUGUGCGGAUCAUGUUGGGCGUUUGCAACAGUGGGUGUGGUUGAAUCCCGACUCUGCAUAAAGAACCAUAAACUGAUAGCCCUGAGUGAGCAGCAGCUGGUGGACUGUGAUAAUGUGGAUGAGGCAUGUUGUGGCGGGCUCCCGAUUUAUGCACUGAAGUAUAUAACAGAGAAUGGAGUCAUGAAAGCUGAAGAUUAUGAAUAUGAAACAAGGCAAAAAGAGUGUGCAUUUAAGGAAGAUAAAGCAAUGACGUUGAAUUUAACCAAAUACUACAACCUGCCUGAUGAAAAUAGCAUGGUGUCUUCAGUGGCACUAGAGGGACCUGUGGCUGUAGGGUUUGCGGUAGACAUGGAUUUCAUGCACUAUAGCCGUGGAAUAUUUGACGGGGAUUGUGCAGAAAAUGCUAACCAUGCAAUUAUUGCUAUGGGAUAUGGCAUUGAAAAGGAUGAAGAUGGGGAGGAGCAGCCAUACUGGAUAAUAAAGAAUAGUUGGGGCGAAGAAUGGGGAGAAAAUGGCUUUGCAAAAGUCCAACGUGAUGUCAACAUGUGCAGCAUAUCAUCAUUUGCAGCCAGUUUUGACUUUCUGGAGUAAUUAUUAUGUGUCAAUAUUCUAUGAUCUUAUUCCUAUAAAGAUAUUCUUGUAAAAUGUGACAUUUAUCUAUAUAAUAAUUUCACUGACAUUAUUAUUACAUUUCCUGCUAUAACCUCUUAUCUUGCUCUAUGCUCUCUGUGAAUAAAUCA